This is a messenger RNA of Wasmannia auropunctata (little fire ant), 2077 nucleotides long. RefSeq lists its product as uncharacterized. The record is from RefSeq and is a predicted model, not a curated record. NCBI's taxonomy places the organism in Eukaryota, Metazoa, Arthropoda, Insecta, Hymenoptera, Formicidae. Bases 37 to 1758 code for a protein of 573 amino acids. The transcript has 3 exons.
CGCGGUCCGAGCCCGACGGGCGGCACUGCGAGAAAUAUGAGGAUUCGCCCGGGAUGCGCGGCUGUACUAGCGCUGCUACUGCAGACCGUUCUUGUGGCGAGUAAGGCUGUGGAUCAAACGCAAUUGCAGCAGCAAUCACAGCGGCAAACUCCAUACGGUACAGAAGCGCAAAAACGAUGGGGAGGCGACGGUGGUGAUUACGGCGGCGGCGGCGGCGGCGGCGGCGGCGGUUACGGGGGUGGCGAUAUUGGUGGUCACUUCGGUGGCGGCGGGGACUUCGGCGGUCAUUUCGGAGGUGGCGAUGACGGCGGUCAUUUUGGAGGUGGCGAUGGCGGUGGUCAUUUUGGAGGUGGUGACGGUGGCGGUCAUUUUGGAGGUGGUGAUAUUGGCGGUCAUUUUGGGGGUGGUGACAUCGGCGGUCACUUAGGCGGCGGCGGUGAUAUCGGUGGUCAUUUAGGUGGAGGUGAUUUUGGAGGUGGAGGCGAUGAUCAUCAUGGCGGCGGUGAUCAUCAUGAUGAUCACCAUGACAAGGGUUACUGGAAGAAGAAGUUAGUCUGGAAACCGGGCUGGAAGAAGAUCUGGAAACCGGCGAAGAAGCAAAUCUGGAAACCCGCGUGGAAGAAAAUCUGGAAGCCUAUUUGGGUGCCGACGCAGAAAGCGGUGUGGAAGGAGAUUCAAGUACCCGCUUGGAAGAAGAUCUGGAAGCCUGUGUGGAAGGAGAUUCAAGUGCCGGUGUGGAAGGAGAUACAGGUGCCGGCUUGGAAGAAAAUCUGGAAGCCGAUUUGGCAGCCGAUCAAGGUGCCCGCUUGGAAGGAGAUCCAAGUACCCGCGUGGAAAAAGAUCUGGAAGCCGGUUUGGAAAGAGAUUCAGGUACCAGUGUGGAAAGAAAUUCAAGUACCCGCUUGGAAAAAGCUCUGGAUCCCCGAAUGGGUAAAGGUUGGCAUACCAGGUGAACACUUUCACGGCACGGAUCAUCAUGGAUGGCAAUACACCAGCCAUGAUCUUUGGAAAAAGAAGUUGAUCUGGAAGCCAGUGUGGAAAAAAUAUUGGAAAUCGGCAAAAAAACAGAUCUGGGUCUCGGACAAGAAGCUCGAGUGGAAAGAGGCUUGGAAGCAGGUUUGGAAGCCAGCGAAGAAGCAAAUCUGGGUGGAGGAUAAGAAGCUGGCCUGGAAAGAGGCGUGGAAACAGAUCUGGAAGCCGGGCAAGAAACUCGUCUGGGUCCCUGACAAGAAACUCGAGUGGAAGGAGGCUUGGAAGCAAAUCUGGAAGAGCGACAAGAAGCUGGAAUGGAUCCCCGACAAAAAGCUCGCUUGGAAGGAGGCGUGGAAGCAGAUCUGGGUGCCUGCUUGGAAAGAGAUCUGGGUACCAGCGUGGAAGAAGAUAUGGAAGCCUGUCUGGAUAUCCGAGUGGUUCCCCAGCGAGGACCAUCAUCAUCACCAUGGCUGGGACCGCAAGGACACGCAAGCACAGAAUACGCAAAUUGUGCCCUACAGCCCCGAGAAGGGUGCCCCUCAGCAGAAGAGGCAAGCGCAGCAGCAACAGCAGCAGCAGCAGCAGCAGCAGCAGCAGCAGCAGCAGCAGGGACAGCAACAAGCGCAGCCGCGACAGCAGCAGGUACAGCAACGUCCGGCGGACAGUAAGAAAGUCGGAUGGGACAGGUCUUUCCAGGCGAGUUCGCCGACGAUCACGCAGGACUUGGUACCACCGCCGAUCAAUCAAAACGGGGGCCAAGCCAGCUUUGCGUUCCCUAGCCGCUGACAAGGCUAGAUUUCCGGGUGCAGAAUAACCGCACUAUAAUCCACAAAAAAAAUGCUUGUACAAACAUCUCCACGGGAGAGUGUAACAUAAGCCGCUGUAUAUAUUACUUCUUAGGAUUAAGAUAAGAUCGCGUAAAACUUAAGUUACUCGAAAUUAUUCGACUGACGCGCUUCCUGUCCCUCGAGGUAUCACUUUUACCUUGACACCUCGUAACCUUUAUUUUUCCCUUUUCUUGUUUUCCAUUUUUUUUUAUACGUUGUUGUCUCUUCCAAUUGUUAACUAAUACUGUUACGAAUAAAGUUUAUAAGUAUUUUGUUAA